Messenger RNA from Lasiosphaeria miniovina, 1437 nucleotides. RefSeq lists its product as uncharacterized. Lineage: Eukaryota; Fungi; Ascomycota; Sordariomycetes; Sordariales; Lasiosphaeriaceae. The record is from RefSeq and is a predicted model, not a curated record. The coding region runs from base 90 to 1310 and encodes 406 amino acids. Gene Ontology annotation, cellular component: cytoplasm. Gene Ontology annotation, molecular function: ubiquitin protein ligase activity. The transcript has a single exon. Gene Ontology annotation, biological process: protein ubiquitination.
GAGCGGCAUCCUCCCCUGUUUGGACCCCUGUACACCCGCUUAGUCAAGACCCGCUCGCGCUCCAGGUCUUUGGGUUACGGUCUUCCAAGAUGGUCGACGUCGCAGAACACCACCAGCAGUCGAUGUAUUGCCAUGGCUGCCACUUCCAGUGGCAGACCGAAGGACAGGGUAUCGAAUGCCCUUCGUGCAAGAGCACGUCAACCGAGAUUGUAUGCUCACAGCUACAGCUGCAGAUUGCAGAAGACGCAGCAGAUUGGUCGCGGCAGCUACUGACGGAAGCCCUGCAGGUCACGGCUGACAACCACCCACAUCAUUUCCACAGCGGGCAACAAGAGCCUGCGUCGGCACCUCGACCCACGCCUCCCCAGAACAUGGAAAACACGGAUGGCCCGGCUCCCUCUGGUUCUCCCGACUCUUCCGACACUCCUACGUCUACCACAGAUAAUUCCAUAAGGCAAGAUACCGAUCACGAUGCAGCAAAUGGCUCAGAGGGCCACGGCACCAGCGCUGACAGCGCCGCCGAUGAGCAUGCUACUGACGAUGGCCGCCAUGACCGCCCUUUCUUUGGUCACCCUUCCUACAUGCACCACCAUUUCAUGAUGCAGCCCACCUUCUUUUUCACGACCUUCACCCAGGGAGCUGGGCCGCAAAUGAUUACCAUGCAGUUCUUCCAAUCCGGAGGAUAUCAUGUGCGUGCCACGGCUGAUGACGAUACCCCCGCCGAGCAGCAUCAAGGACAGGAAUCGCAAACCCAGUCGCAAACCCAGCUGCAGGAUGGAGCAGCUCCACAAUCGCCCUUCGCCCCGGAUUCUCCCCUCUUUGGGCCCAAUUCUCCCAUCGCGGGCGGUUUCUUUGGCGCGCUCAUGUCGCUCUUCAAUCCCGCCAACUUCAACCCUGCUAACGCCAUCUUUGGCGAUGCCGUCUACUCUCAGGAGGCGUACGAUCGAAUCAUGACGCAGCUGCGCGACCAGGUCGCACCCGGCGGCGCGCCCCCGGCUUCCAAGACGGCCAUCGAUCACCUUGAGGACAAGGAGGUCGACGACGUGAUGCUCGAGGGUGAUGGCGACGGCAGCACGCGUUGCGUCAUCUGCGUCGACGAGAUGGUUAAGGGCGAACAGGCUUCGGUCCUGCCCUGCAGCCACUUCUUCCACGGCGACUGCGUCAAGCCCUGGCUUGAACAACACAACACCUGCCCCGUCUGCCGGCAUUCCAUCGAGGAGGACGUCAAACUCCCGACCAAGAUUGUCGACGACGUGCCAGAGCAGCCAAUCUACCAUCACGAAGCCACCGCCGGCACAGAUUGUCUUUGAGGGCUGGGCAGGCCGCCCUUUGAAGGGCUCUUUUUCAUGUUCUUGUUUCUAUACUUGUUUUAACUGGCCAGUCACGGAUAUAUCUUUCUCUCGGCCAACCGCCGCGGCGAAUGGCGUUCCCGCGUGG